GAAGCUCUCCGAGCGCGGGAGCUGCGGGAGAGGGGGAACUGAAAAUCCGCGGAACCAGAGGCGAGGGAGCAGCGCGGGCGGAGGAAGGACGAGAUGGGGAACCGGCAGGCCUAGCUGCGAGGCGGCGGCAGCGGCGUGGAGAUGGAGCCCCUGCGGGUCCUCGAGCUGUACAGCGGCAUUGGGGGCAUGCACCAGGCGCUGAGAGAAAGCUGUAUUCCUUCACAAGUGGUGGCUGCCAUUGACGUAAACACUGUCGCUAAUGAAGUGUACGCGUACAAUUUUCCUCACACUCAGUUACUGGCCAAGACAAUUGAAGGCAUUACACUAGAAGAGUUUGACAAAUUGUCUUUCAAUAUGAUUUUAAUGAGCCCUCCCUGUCAGCCAUUCACCAGAAUUGGCCUGCAAGGUGAUGUGACUGAUCCAAGGACAAAUAGCCUCUUACAUAUUCUAAAUAUUCUCCCAAGAUUACAAAAAUUACCGAAAUACAUUCUUUUAGAAAAUGUUAAAGGUUUUGAAGUAUCUUCUACAAGAGACCUGUUAAUACAAACAAUACAAAAUUGCGGUUUUCAGUACCAAGAAUUUCUGUUAUCUCCAACCUCUCUCGGCAUUCCAAAUUCAAGGCUACGGUAUUUCCUCAUUGCAAAGCUUCAGUCAGAACCAUUGCCUUUUCAAGCUCCUGGUCAGGUGCUGAAGGAGUUCCCCAAACUUGAAUCUGAACAUCCAGAAAAAAAUACAAUAGUUGCAGAAAAUAAAAUUGAAAGAAAGAAAAUUGAACCAAAUAUUUGCUUUGAUAAUGGCAGACAGUGUUCUGGAAAAGAAGCCAUUCUUUUUAAGCUUGAAACUAUAGAAGAAAUUGACCGGAAACAUCAGCAGGACAGUGAUCUCUCUGUGCGGAUGCUAAAAGAUUUUCUUGAAGAGGACAUUGACACGAAUCAGUAUUUUUUACCACCAAAGUCACUGUUGCGAUACGCUCUUUUGUUAGACAUUGUUAAGCCCACUUGCAGAAGGUCCACAUGCUUUACCAAAGGUUAUGGAAGCUACAUAGAAGGGACAGGAUCUGUGUUGCAGACCUCAGAGGACGUGCAGAUUGAGAAUGUCUACAAAUCCCUCACCAAUUUGUCACAAGAAGAAAAGAUAACAAAAUUAUCAAUGCUUAAACUUCGGUAUUUCACUCCUAAAGAAAUAGCAAAUCUCCUUGGAUUUCCUCCAGACUUCGAGUCCCUGCCCCAUCCCUGAUCCCACUUUCUUGGUGCCUGUGCUCUCGGCCAUACUGACACCGUCAGUGUCUCAGGCCGGGGUGGCUGUGUUCCCAGUACCUGGCUCGCGCCGACCGGAGAGAGACAGACCUCCCUAACGUGUUCCAGGACUACACAAGGACACAGUGUGUUUUUGAUAACUCUGGGAGUUUGAAAGCAGAAAAGUGGAACUUGUCUGAAUCCAGUAUUGUUGUAAUAUUAAUACAGUACUAUUUUUGAAGCAGAUGACGGGUUAAAUAGAUCAUGUUUUAAAUUCUAAAUGGUGGAUUUACAGAUGAGGUUUUGGAGCACAUCCUUCUGUACAUUGGGAAGAAAGUGACUAUAUAAUUGGAGUGUCCUCUUGGUAAUUGGUUCUUGAAGGGUAGUCACGGCAACCAGGUUUAUUUUGUAACUCUCUGCCUUUUUCUUGGUGAUCUCAUUCAGUCACAAAUACCCUGGGGAGUGUUAUUUGAGGAAAACACAAACUUUCCUUGUCUUAGUCUACGUCACACAGUAAAGUGAGAACAUCAUAAAACAAAUAAAGAGCUGAGAACUGGACUCAAGAAAUUAAUUCCCAGUCUGCUCAUUUGCUUACUAUUUUUUUUUUUUUUGCUUUUUUAGGCUAAACAAUCAAAGGCACUUUCCAUAGUACUAAAGAGAGCAAAGAAAUUGAGUGUCUAAUAACAAAUUCCUACGUUUUGAGUGCUCGUUUCUUUCAGUAGUGGCAGUCACUGUGGUAACACUGAAAGGCAGCAGGGACCCCAGAGUCAGACUGGCCAAGUUGGAGUCCUAGCUGCACCUCACGCCCUCCCUGCUUUAGUUUACACAUGUGUGGAGCGGGGGUCAUCGCAGCGCCAGUGUCAGAGGGUCCUAGUGACAGUUAAAUGAGGUAACGUGUAAAAUGCUUACACACUUUCUGACAGACAACAUCAAAUUCAAAUGUCAGCUUUUACUUGUAAAACAACGGACAUUUAUUUGCUCUCAUAGCCUUUACUUCAUAGAUACUUCUCAUUUGAAAAUUUCACAUAUGUAAGUUAGAAUUUUUCAAAGCUCUCUGCAAAUGCACAUACACGAAAGUCUUUAAAUUACUUCACCUUCUUUUAAAAUAUGUGAUAUAUUUGUAUGAUCAGUAUUGACCUGACAUCACCCCUGAGCAGCACUGUGACAGAAAUGUCCUUCCCGUGUGCUUCCAACAUGAUCGAGUCUGAAUCUGAAAUGGGCGUUGUUUGAGCUGCGCUGUUAACGAGGGUUUUGCAUCGAUCCUUCCGUACAUCGUGUGCUGGUUUUCUUUGUCACUAGUGGUAUGCACUCGUGAGAUAGUGAGCUUGGGAAGCGGACACUGACCUACACUUACAGAAUGAAAGCUGCUAUCUUGACCUUGUUAAUGCUAUGUUUCUGUGUUUUUGAGCAUCAUUAUUCUCUUUAGUGUACCUAAGUUUCUAAAAAGUCACCUUUUAAUUUAAAAAAAGCUGUACCUGUAUAUAAAAUACGCAAGCACCCUUACAUAUAUGUCAUUUUUACAAAUCUCACUUGUUUGCUUUCAAACAUUUCUUGCCCUGUGAUAUAAUCUUAAUAUUACACGAGGUCAUCCCUGGGAUAUUCUAAAAGUCUGUGAUAGAGUUGCAUCUUUGGCUCAUUUGAAUGAAAUAAUUUUUUAGAUGACUAAUGUGCUUGCCUAAGACAUAUUAUCUUUAUAAUGGCAAUUUUAUGAUCUUGCUCAAUUGCAUAUGUAAUUUUAUUAUGUGACCACUUCUUUUAUUGCAGUAAGUAUAAUGUAAAGUGUUGAUGAAGCAAUUUUAUCACAGUCAACUCUACCUUCUGGUCCUCACAAAAUAUGUAUUUUGGUUUUCUUAAUACUUUUUAAUUAUUUCCUCCAUCUUAUUAUCUAAAUUGCCUUUCCUUUAUUUAAUUGUGUGCCAUAGGAUACUGAAUAUGAAAAUGGUAACUAACCUUACAGGGUAUACUUCACGGACAGUCUUUUAUGUUGAUACUUGCAAGGUUCUGCUCUAGCAAAUGUUGUAUCUAUGGGCCAUUUGUUUUGAAAAAGAAUGUAGCAAAAUAGAAGUCCAAUGUGAGAAAGCCCAUUUGUGGAAGCAGAAUAUAAAAAACAACUGUGAGGGACUUGUAUCCAGAAUAUAUGAAGAGCUCUUAUAACUCAACAAUAAAAAGAAAUAAUCCAAUUAAAAAAUGGGCAAAGGAUUUGAAUAUUUUCCAAAGAAGAUAGACAGAUGGCCAAUAAGCACAUGAAAAGAUGUUCAGCAUUAUUAGUUAUUAAGGAAAUGUAAAUCAAAACCACAAUAAGAUACCGCUUCACAAAAAGACAAACAAUAACAGUGUUGGUAAAGACGUGGUGAAAUCAGAUCCCUUGUACACUGCUGGUGGGAAUAUAAAAUGGUACAGCUGCUCUGAAGAACAGUGUGCAAGUCCUCAAAUGUUAGACAUAGAGUUACUGUAUGAGUCAGCAUUUUCACCCCUAGGUAUAUAUCCAAGAGAACUGAAAACACAUGUCUCCACAAAAAUGUAUACAAGAGAAUAAUUCAUACUCAAAAAGUAGAAACAACCCAGUAUCUAUCAAUGGAUAAGUGGAUAAAUAAAAUGUGGCAUAUCCGUGCGAUAGACUAUUAUUUAGUUAAAAAGAGGAUGGAGUAUCGCUACAUCAUGUUGUGAUGAAUGAAUGAACCUUGAAAAUAUGCUAAGUGAAAGAAGCCAGAAACAGAAGACAACAUAUUGUAUGGUUCCAUUUAUAUGGAAUGUCCAGAAUAGGCAAAUCCAUAGAUACGGAAAGUAGAUUAGUGCUUCAGGGGCAGGGAGGGGAGCUGGGGAGUGAUUGCUAGUGGGUACCAGCUUUCCUUUUUUUAAAAAAUUGAAGUAUAAUCGAGAUGUAACAUUAUAAUACCUUUGGGUAUACAAUGGGAUGAUUUGAUAUUUGUAUACAUUGAGAAAUGAUCACCACAAAAAGUGUGGUAACAUCCAUUGCCAUAUAUCAGACAUAGUUACAAACAUUUUUUGUUUGUGAUGAGGACUUUUAAGACCUAUUAGUAACUUUCAAAUACACAAUAUAGUAUUAGUAACUGUAGUCUCCACCAUGCUGUAAAUGACAUUCCCAUGACUUGUUUAUUUUAUAGCUGGAAGUUUAUACCUUUUGACCUCUUUGACCCAUUUAGCCCCCCCCCCCCCAACCACCAGUCUAUUCUCCGUAUCUGUGAGUGUGAUAUUUUUUUUUCUUUGCUUGCUUUGUUUCUUAGAUUCCACAUUAUAAGUGAGAUCAUAGAGUGUUUGCCCUUUUCUCUCUGACUUACUUCACUUGGUAUAAUGUCCUCAAGGUCCAC
Molecule: messenger RNA, 4564 nt
Organism: Prionailurus viverrinus (fishing cat)
Lineage: Eukaryota; Metazoa; Chordata; Mammalia; Carnivora; Felidae
Gene: TRDMT1
Product: tRNA aspartic acid methyltransferase 1
Exons: 11
Coding region: 142-1236 (364 amino acids)
Molecular function (GO): methyltransferase activity
Source: RefSeq, a predicted model, not a curated record